CAGCCUUUAUCUUUAAAUGAAGGGUCAUCGUCAGUGCAACCAUGUAUGCAAGGAACUGUUGAUAUAUCCAACAAUGAUAGAAGAAUUAAUACUUCAUCGAACGUGCUAAUGGAUGGGAGCUCGAACAUGCCAAUGGAUGGGAACUCGAACAUGCCAAUGGAUGGGAGCUCGAGCUUACUAAUGGAUGGGAACUCGAACAUUCUAAUGGAUGGGAACUCGAACAUGCUAAUGGAUGGGAGCUCGAACAAACUAAUGGAUGGGAGCUCGAACAAGCUAAUGGAUGGGAGCUUGAACAAACUAAUGGAUGGGAGCUCGAACAUGCUAAUGGAUGGGAACUCAAACAUGCUAAUGGAUAGGAGCUCGAACAAACUAAUGGAUGGGAGCUCGAACAUGCUAAUGAUUGGGAGCUCGAACAAGCUAGUGGAUGGGAGCUCGAACAAACUAAUGGAUGGGAGCUCGAACAUGCUAAUGGAUGGGAACUCAACCAUGCUAAUGGAUGGGAGCUCGAACAAAGUAAUGGAUGGGAGCUCGAACAUGCUAAUGGAUAGGAACUCAAACAUGCUAAUGGAUGGGAGCUCGAACAAACUAAUGGAUGGGAGCUCGAACAUGCUAAUGGAUGGGAACUUGAACAUGCUAAUGGCUGGGAGCUCGAACAAGCUAAUGGAUGGGAGCUCGAACAAGCUAAUGGCUGGGAGCUCGAACAUGCUAAUGGGUGGGAGCUCGGAUAUGCUAUUUCAUGGGAGCUCGAACAUGGGAUUGGAGCAAGGAAUAACAGUUGGUUUAGACAACCUCUUGGAUCCUCAGUAUCAGAUAGAACAACAAGAAAAUAGCAGGUUGAACAAAAGAUUUAAAGGGUUGAACUCUAAUAACUUUGGCAGUAAUUGAUUGAAAUAUGGACUGAGAAG
Impatiens glandulifera is the source of this 905-nucleotide messenger RNA. RefSeq names its product type I inositol polyphosphate 5-phosphatase 12-like. The transcript is spliced from 2 exons. The record is from RefSeq and is a predicted model, not a curated record. Lineage: Eukaryota; Viridiplantae; Streptophyta; Magnoliopsida; Ericales; Balsaminaceae. Bases 46 to 885 code for a protein of 279 amino acids.